Messenger RNA from Metarhizium brunneum ARSEF 3297, 285 nucleotides. Its product is annotated as Ankyrin repeat domain-containing protein 50. Gene Ontology annotation, molecular function: protein binding. Lineage: Eukaryota; Fungi; Ascomycota; Sordariomycetes; Hypocreales; Clavicipitaceae. The record is from RefSeq and is a predicted model, not a curated record.
AUGCACUCGCCAUCCAGCUGGGAAAGUCGGAACUGGAUGAGAAGUCCAGAGGUGAUUGGCUCAGUCUGCGCAGGUCUAGUCACCAUCGACAAAGACAGUGAUACCGUCCGACUAGUACAUUACACGGCCCAGACCUACUUUGAGCGAUCAUGGACAGAGUUCUUUCCAGGCGCGCAUACCAACCUUGCAAAACUUUGCCUCACCUGUUACACGGAAAUCGCCCUGUUACACAAGGGCUACGGUCACGGGAUCAGGGCAGAAGGUCCUCACCGACUUCUUAUAUAA